This is a messenger RNA of Entamoeba invadens IP1, 399 nucleotides long. RefSeq names its product profilin, putative. Gene Ontology annotation, molecular function: actin monomer binding. Lineage: Eukaryota; Evosea; Mastigamoebida; Endamoebidae. Gene Ontology annotation, cellular component: cell cortex. The record is from RefSeq and is a predicted model, not a curated record. Bases 1 to 399 code for a protein of 132 amino acids. The transcript has a single exon.
AUGGCGUGGGAACAGUAUGUAGAUUCUUUUCUUCUCGGUUGCGAGAAGGGGAACGGAGGGGCCAUCGUUGGGUAUGAUGGCCUUGUCUGGUCUUGCUUUUCUAAUGCAAACUUUGGUCUUACCCAAGAAGAAGCAAAAACUCUUGCCAAAUCAGCGGCGGGGAACAUUGAAAACCUUAAAACGGUUGAUCUAAUAGUUGGUGGGAAAAAGUUUGAAAUCACACACGUCGAUACUGAGAAAAAUUGCGCGACAGCAAAACAUGAAGACGGGGGGCUCUCGAUGUACAAAACCAAAAAAACAUUGGUAAUUGGGUUCUACGCCAAUAACAAUACAACGCCGGAACAGAACGCGGAGGCGACGUACCACUGCGCAAAAUAUAUGUUGGACUUGGAUUAUUAA